AUGAAAACAGAGCAGCAAAACGUCUCGGAGGAGGAUCUUGUCGCCGUCACCGGACGCAAUACGCGAUCCAAGACCUCAAGCAAUAGUGUAGAACCGUUACCAGUUGACCUAAUUGUCGAGAUAUGUUCAAGACUGCCGGCGAAAUCCAUGUCAAGAUGUCGCUGCGUAUCGAAGCUUUGGGCUUCUAGUCUCUGCCUCCCUUACUUCACGGAGUUGUUCUUGACCAGAUCUUUGGCUCGCCCGAACCUAUUGUUUGCUUGCCGAAAAAACAAACACGUGUUCUUCUUCUCCUCACCUCAGCCUCAAAAUCUUGAUGACAACAACUCCUCCUCUCCUUUAGCCGCCAGUUAUCUUAUGAAAAUUCCGUAUUAUGCAACUUUAUUUGAAAGAUGUACUUCUGUCAGAGGAUUGAUGUUUCUUGGAGAUGAUCGGAUUUUAAUGGGAAAGGAGCAUAAUGUCUCGGUGAUAUGUAACCCCAGCACGGGAAAAUCUUUGCCCUUACCCAAAAUCAAACUCAAGACGAAGAAGUUCAGAUUUUUUGAAGACACUAACUCAGAUUGUUCACAUCUGAUUAACUACAAUGGUAAAUUAGCUUCACGUGGGUCUCAUCAAUGGAAUAAUAAUCGUCUCAAUGGAAGUUGUACAAGUAUUAAGCUGCGGGUUCUACAAGAUUUUGAAAAGCAUGAGUGGUCGGAGCAUAUAUAUCAAUUGCCUGCUUUUUGGUCGAAUACUGUUGGGUCAUUCACAAGUUUACGCGUUGUUGGAGUGACUCUCACAAACGAAAUUGUGUUUUCAUUUUCCUAUAUAGAGAAGCCUUUCUACGUUUUCUACUACAAUGCCGAGAGGAACACAAUCAGAAGAGUACAAGGAUUGGAAGCGUUUGAGUGUUAUUCCAUCCUUUACACCUUUCUAGACCAUGUAGGGGAUGUGAGUGUGAAGCUUAAAGAAGGGUCUUCAUCAUCAUGACUUUUAUACUUUGAGAUUUUUUGUAACAAAGCUAGUGUUAUCGGUUUAUGGUUAAAGUAAAAUAAAAGGAUAUAGUGUCCCUCCCUUUAUCAUUUUCCGAAGUUGAUUAAUCAUCUCGAACUAUGCCAUUGGCUUGUUUCUUUGGAUGCUUAAAACUAUUCACACUA
Molecule: messenger RNA, 1133 nt
Organism: Camelina sativa (false flax)
Lineage: Eukaryota; Viridiplantae; Streptophyta; Magnoliopsida; Brassicales; Brassicaceae
Source: RefSeq, a predicted model, not a curated record